GCCAGCUGUUUGCCUCUUCCGCCCAAAGGGCAGAUAGCAGGUGCAGGCUUGAAGUGCGCCUUGGGAAAGUGCUGCUGGGAACCUAAGCCCCAGGGCACAGGCGGAGUCUCCAGAGGCAGCCGCCUGAGGUGACCUGAAGCGGCCAGCAGCCAGCAGCUCCAAGAAGGUGGCCAGGAAAAUGGGGAGCUACGGCCUGGGUGUGCCGGGUCCUGCGCUGUUUCUGCUGCUGGUGCUGCGGCCUCCGCUGCUGAAAGCCGGAAGUUUGCGGCACAGUGUCCGGGGCUCCAGAGACCUGCAUGGCCUCGUUCUAAGUGGGAAAAGCCUCCAUAACUACCUCCGCCCGAAGGGGGGAACUGUCCACCACCUCCGCAGCCACUAUUCCCGGGAUAACCCGGCAAAAGAUACAAGGCAAUCCUGCCAGAGCGCAUAUGACCUUUACUUCAUCUUGGAUAAGUCAGGCAGUGUGAACAACAACUGGAUGGACAUUUACAACCUUGUGGAACAUUUUGUCAAAAAGUUCGAAAACCCGAAACUGCGGAUAUCCUUCAUCACCUACUCCACAGAGGGCCACACCCUCAUGAAACUCACCUCAGAUAAAAAUGAAAUAAGUGAUGGUCUUAAUAAACUUCAGAAUACAGUGCCUACUGGAGCUACAAACAUGCAUGAAGGAUUUAAAAAGGCAAAUGAGCAGAUUGAAAAAGCAAACUCUGGAGAAAACAAAGUUCCUUCCAUGAUUAUCUCCUUGACGGAUGGAACACUGCUACCAGAGUCCUUUGAUGAGACUAAGUACGAAGCUGCAAAGGCUCGGAAAAUGGGGUCAACCAUUUAUGCCAUUGGUGUAAAAGACUAUAGGAAAGACCAGCUGUUGGAAAUUGCAGACAGCCCAGAACACAUGAUUGGAGUGGACAAUGGAUUUAAGGAACUGAGAAGCAUCGUAGAACCACUCACAAAUAAGGCAUGUAUUGAAAUUACAAAAGUGGAGCCUUUGCAUUUGUGUGCAGGAGGUAAGAGCUAGAGUCACUGUUGUAAACACAGGGAUGUAUGUUGUGAGUAUG
Molecule: messenger RNA, 1055 nt
Organism: Herpailurus yagouaroundi (jaguarundi)
Lineage: Eukaryota; Metazoa; Chordata; Mammalia; Carnivora; Felidae
Gene: ANTXRL
Product: ANTXR like
Exons: 9
Coding region: 179-1015 (278 amino acids)
Cellular component (GO): cell surface; plasma membrane
Molecular function (GO): transmembrane signaling receptor activity
Source: RefSeq, a predicted model, not a curated record